AUGUCGAAGGUGUGGUGGGGAUUUGACAAAUUAUACAAAGUCUGGAAUUUUCAUGGUGAGGCUUCUACAUCAUCUGUUAAUAUAAAUAUUGUUAAUGAAGAGGGACUUGAUUGUGAUUUUGAAGAAGAUGAUUUUCAAGACAUGUUCACUGAUUUAAGAAAUGCAGAAAAUAUCAAUACCAUUGGGCCUCAAUUAGAUGAUAUUAAUGAAAACAUGAAUGCAGAAAAUAUUAGAGGAAGUUAUAGCUCAAUGUUUGAAGAAGCACAAAAAGAGUUAUAUCACACUUGUACUAAUUUUUCUGUAUUCAGUUUUUUGGUUAAGUUAAUGCAUGUGAAGGUGUUAAAUGGCUGGAGCAAUAAAUCUUUAGAUAUGUUACUCCAGUUAUUGCAAGAGGCAUUUCCCAAACCGAAUGCGAUUCCAAACUCUCAUUAUGAAGCAAAGAAAAUGCUAAAAGAGUUAGGAUUGACAUAUGAGAAGAUACAUGCAUGUAAGAAUGAUUGUAUAUUAUUUUGGGGUGAGCAUGAGAAUAAGGAUACAUGUCCGGUGUGCAAGGAGCCUAGAUACAAGUAUGAUGGGAUGAAUAAGAAAAAGAAUGCUCAGAAAAUUCUUCGAUAUUUUCCUUUGAAGCCCAGACUUAAGCGGUUGUUUAUUACGAAACAUACAGCAAAAGAUAUGAGAUGGCAUAAAGAAAAACGGGUUGAAACAGAUGGUGUAUUAAGGCAUCCAGCAGAUAGUGAAUCAUGGAAAGAAUUUGACACAUCACAUGAAAUAUUUGCUAGUGAUCCACGAAAUAUUCGCUUAGGGUUGGCUACAGAUGGUUUUAAUCCAUUUGGAAAUAUGUCAAAUGCUUAUAGUAUGUGGCCUGUUAUACUUGUGAAUUAUAAUUUGCCACCAUGGAAAAUGAUGAAGCCAUCAUAUUUGAUUAUGUCUCUUUUAAUUCCUGGGCCUAAAUCACCUGGGAAAGAGAUAGAUGUAUACUUACGACCUUUGAUCAACGAACUGAAGGAGCUAUGGGAUGAUGGGGUGGAAGCAUAUGAUGCAUCGGCUGAACAAGUAUUUCGAUUGCAUGCUGCUGUGAUGUGGACUAUUCAUGACUUUCCAGCAUAUGGAACAAUAUCCGGAUGGAGCACAAAGGGUUAUAAAGCAUGUCCAGUAUGUGCAGUUGAAACUAAAUCUCAAAGAUUACGGAGUAAAAUAUGUUAUACAUGCCACCGUCGAUUCUUGAAUGUACAUCACCCAUGGCGUAGAAAUAAGAAUUUCAAUGGAAAGGUUGAACAAGAAGGACCACCACGAAGAUUUAGUGGUUAUGAGAUUUUAGCACAAUUAGAUACAUUACCUCGGGUGACAUUUAGUAAGCAUCCUACAUUAAGUAAAAACGACAACGAUCUUUGGAUGAAUCAAAUUGGGUAA
Zingiber officinale is the source of this 1410-nucleotide messenger RNA. RefSeq lists its product as uncharacterized. The record is from RefSeq and is a predicted model, not a curated record. Bases 1 to 1410 code for a protein of 469 amino acids. The transcript has 2 exons. NCBI's taxonomy places the organism in Eukaryota, Viridiplantae, Streptophyta, Magnoliopsida, Zingiberales, Zingiberaceae.